Sporothrix schenckii 1099-18 is the source of this 378-nucleotide messenger RNA. RefSeq lists its product as uncharacterized. Lineage: Eukaryota; Fungi; Ascomycota; Sordariomycetes; Ophiostomatales; Ophiostomataceae. The record is from RefSeq and is a predicted model, not a curated record. Bases 1 to 378 code for a protein of 125 amino acids. The transcript has a single exon.
AUGCUGGUGAUUUCGUGCGGCGGCGAACGACUCUUCUCGAAGGCGGCCAAGCCGAUGCCUGGCAGCAUCACCUCGCUUGUCUCUAGUUUGUGGUUCCGACUGCGGCAGCUUGGUGUCGAUCAUGGGGACGAGCGCGAGCCCAACCUGCUGUGGAACGCGCGGGAGCGACAGCUCGUGUGUAUCGACUUUGAGUGGGCCAAGAUUGCUGACCGGAAACAGGAGGAGGAGCGGCGGCGGGAGCAGAGGUGGGAGUGGAAGCGAAAGCACACAGCGGAGAUGCACAGGGCCGGAGGCGGCCGCCAUCGCUGGACGACGGCACUGGCAUCAAGAAGCUCGUUGCGUGAAGGAGGCCAUCGACGUGGACGUUAUAGACGGUAA